Messenger RNA from Arvicola amphibius (Eurasian water vole), 1110 nucleotides. Its product is annotated as carbonyl reductase [NADPH] 3. The transcript has 3 exons. Lineage: Eukaryota; Metazoa; Chordata; Mammalia; Rodentia; Cricetidae. Bases 93 to 902 code for a protein of 269 amino acids. Gene Ontology annotation, molecular function: carbonyl reductase (NADPH) activity. The record is from RefSeq and is a predicted model, not a curated record.
UCCCAGAACUUAGUCCUGCGCCACGAUUCUAACCACGCGUGGCCCGCUGCCCAGCCGGCCCUGCAAGCUGGUGAUCCGCGUGUCCCUCCGAUAUGUCAUCCUGCAGCCGCGUGGCGCUGGUGACCGGGGCUAACAAGGGCAUCGGCUUCGCCAUCACGCGUGACCUCUGUCGGAAGUUCUCUGGGGACGUGGUGCUCACCGCGCGGGACGAGGCAAGGGGCAAGGCUGCUGUGCAGCAGCUGCAAGCGGAGGGCCUGAGCCCGCGCUUCCACCAGCUGGACAUCGACGACCUGCAGAGCAUCCGCGCCCUGCGCGACUUCCUACGCAAGGACUACGGGGGACUUAACGUGCUGGUCAACAACGCGAGCAUCGCCUUUAGAAUGGAUGAUUCAACGCCCUUCGACAUUCAAGCGGAGACGACACUGAAGACGAACUUCUUCGCCACUAGGAAUGUCUGCACGGAGUUACUGCCCAUCAUGAAGCCGCAUGGGAGAGUGGUGAACGUCAGCAGUCUACAGGGGUCAAAGGCUCUUGAAAACUGCAGUGAAGAUCUUCAGGAAAAGUUCCGAUGUGACACCCUUACAGAAGGGGACCUGGUCGACCUCAUGAGAAAGUUUGUGGAGGACACCAGAAAUGAAGUCCAUGAGAGGGAAGGUUGGCCAGACUCAGCCUACGGGGUGUCUAAGCUGGGGGUGACGGUCCUUUCGAGGAUCCUGGCCCGGCAGCUGGAUGACAAGAGGAAAGGAGACAGGAUUCUACUCAAUGCCUGCUGCCCGGGGUGGGAGGGCUCCAGGACCGCGGAGGAGGGGGCUGAAACCCCUGUUUACUUGGCCCUCCUGCCUCCAGAUGCCACUGAGCCGCAGGGCCAGCUGGUCUGUGACAAAGUCGUGCAAACAUGGUGAACAUCUGCUCUGGCCUAAUGGUGUAGUAAACGUUGGCGAGAAGUGAACGGAGACUGACUUUUGAUCCUCUCUGCACAUUGAGAAGGAAGGGCCCUUUGUACCUGUGUGGUUCCACAGUCGAAAUCUGAACAAUUUGCUGUGUCCAAACUCUUUUCGGUCCUUAAUUUUACAUCCAGUCAAUUGGUCCUACUUUGUUUAUCAAAUUAAA